Messenger RNA from Nanorana parkeri, 2171 nucleotides. RefSeq names its product erythrocyte membrane protein band 4.1 like 4B (gene EPB41L4B). The record is from RefSeq and is a predicted model, not a curated record. The transcript is spliced from 16 exons. NCBI's taxonomy places the organism in Eukaryota, Metazoa, Chordata, Amphibia, Anura, Dicroglossidae. Gene Ontology annotation, molecular function: cytoskeletal protein binding. Bases 35 to 1582 code for a protein of 515 amino acids. Gene Ontology annotation, cellular component: cytoskeleton.
GGGGAGGAGGGAGGCAGCCGGGAGGAGGCGAUCCAUGAUGCUGCGGUUCCUGCGAAGGACCUUUGGCCGUAGGUCGAUGCAGCGGCAUGCUGUUGGGAGAGCUGCAGCCACCACUCGUGGGCGAGAUGAGAGAGAUGGCGCAGCCAUGGUGAUGAGGGCAGCAGCCUCCUCUCCUCCAGGGGGGCCCUACCUGCACUCCACCUAUCUGUCCCCCCCUGUGGCCAGUGGAGGGGCCGCAGUCCACAUCCCCGCAGCAGGGGACAACAAGUCCAUACUGACCUGCAAGGUGCAGCUGCUGGAUGGGACGGAUGUCAGUGUGGAUCUGCCGAAACAAGCAAAAGGGCAAGAUUUGUUCGACCAGCUUGUAUACCAUUUGGAUUUAGUGGAAACUGAUUAUUUUGGUCUACAGUACAUGGAUGCUGCCCAAGUGUCGCAUUGGCUGGACCAUACGAAACCCAUUAAGAAACAAAUAAAAAUUGGUCCUCCGUAUACUUUGCACUUUCGAAUUAAAUAUUACUCCUCCGAACCAAACAAUCUUCAUGAAGAGUUUACAAGGUAUUUAUUUGUACUACAGCUUAGACAAGAUAUUCUUGCAGGAAAAUUGAAAUGUCCAUAUGAAACUGUUGUGGAAUUAGCAGCUUGGUGUUUGCAAGCGGAACUUGGUGAGUGUGAACUUUCCGAAUAUACACCAGAACUUGUGUCUGAAUUUCGAUUUAUUCCAAAUCAAACUGAAUCUCUGGAGCUUGAUAUUUUCCAGAAGUGGAGAGAAUGUAGGGGUAAAACACCAGCCCAGGCCGAGCUAUGUUACUUGAAUAAAGCGAAGUGGUUAGAGAUGUAUGGGGUUGAUAUGCACAUUGUUAAGGGUAAAGAUGGCUGUGACUAUGCACUUGGACUGACCCCAACAGGCAUCUUAAUAUUUGAGGGCUCAAACAAAAUUGGUUUAUUCUUCUGGCCUAAAAUUACCAAAAUGGAUUUUAAGAAAAGCAAAUUAACCCUUGUUGUUUUAGAAGAUGAUGAGCAGAAUAGGGAACAGGAACAUACGUUUGUUUUUCGCUUGGAUAACUCUAAAGCAUGUAAACAUUUGUGGAAAUGUGCAGUGGAGCAUCACGCUUUUUUCAGGCUAAGAACCCCAGCAAAUACAAAAUCUACUCGAUCUGACUUUAUUAGAUUGGGAUCAAGGUUCAGAUUCAGUGGGCGAACAGAAUACCAGGCAACCCAUGCUGGAAGGUUAAGAAGAGCUAGUGCAUUUGAGAGACGACCUAGUAAACGAUAUCCAUCAAGAAGACAUUCCACUUUUAAAGCUUCUACUCCAAUGAAGCCACCCCCUUUGUGUGUUAAAACUACACCUGAAAUGCAAAAUGACCAGCAACAAUAUCAUCAUAAUAUACAACAAAAUCAACAGCACUGGCAUCCUCACACAUCUCCAAAUAUCAGGCCAUCUUCUCAUGACGACAGGGUAUUAUGGAAAGCCGGCUCCAGUGGAGAUGGUAGAAACACAAGGUACAUUCAGGACCAAAACCAGAAGAAUUUGGGAGGCAUUCAAAGCAUUCUGUAUCAAGACAAACUCAUGACAACACUUUGACAUCCAUCUUUGACAACAACCCAUAGACAACCAUCACAGCUAUCCAUUGCAUUCAUGAACUCACCUGUCUGUUUAUCAUCUGAAUCCACAUGUUGUUUAAUCUGCAAGUGCCUGGCAUUUAAAGUACCAAGACUGAUUUCCUGGAUACCAGAAAUAUCAUUUAUAGCUUAUGCUGGCUGCCUGAACCAUACAAUUUGUGUAGUGCCCAAAACUACACACUUGGAAAAAACAAUCUGUAAACAUUAUUAUAGUUCUCAAGCAAUAUGGAUGGAUUUAUGAACAUUGGUGUAUUUUUUUCAAAUUAAUACAAAGCAGGCAGCCGCUAAAAUUUUUAAGGAGAUAUGUAUUAUAUUUUAAGGACUAUACUAAAUAGAUGUAAAAAGGUAUACUGCUUCUUGGAUAUGUGAUAGUGAUUGCCUUCUAGUGAUCUGUAUCUCUUGUUCUAAAUUUUAUUAGUUAAUCUGAGUUUUAACAGCUACAUUGUUUUGGGGGUGAAUUAUCAUUGCAAAACUAGCUUUAAUUUAAUCAUUCCCAAUGUCUAUGUUAUGCUUCAAGACAGAAGUACAUGACUUAAGAUGAUAUGGCAUAU